CUCUCCUUAAGAAUAUAUAUUUACCCACAAAAAUAAAUAAAUAUAUACAACAUAAUUCACAUAUUUUAAAACCAACUUCAAGUGUUUUUUUCACAUCACUAGUGUCAACAAAAAACAAUGGAACCAGUGCAAGAAUUUUGCUUGAGCGGAUGUGGAUUUUUUGGAUCACCAGCCACCGAAGGACAUUGCUCGGUGUGCUACAAAAACGUGGCCCUGAAGCAACAACUAGCUUCUGCGCUUGCAGCAACAUUACCAAAGUCAGCUGCAGCUCCAGGAGCCACGUCUUCAAAUGCCGAGCCGACUUCAGGGCCAUUGGAACCAGCUUGCCAGAAAAUAACUGAUGACGUCACUCCGAUGGAAGGCGCAGACCGUGAAGUUGGAACUUCGGAUGCUGAAAAACCUAAGAAGAGGAACCGGUGCUUCACUUGUCGCAAGAAGCUUGGUCUAACUGGGUUUGACUGCCGCUGUGGAGGUGUUUUUUGUAGUCUUCAUCGAUACAGUGACAUGCACGAGUGCAAUUUUGAUUACAAGAAGAUGGCCGCUGAGGAGAUUACCAAAAAAAAUCCAGUUAUUGUUGGUUCAAAAGUGCAAAAGAUUUAAUCUAUUAUAAUACAAAGUGAACUUUUGGAUAAAUAAUUAUUAAUUCAUGGGAAAUUUAACGAGCUAAUUUAUGUUUAAUUAGUUAAUUAA
Cotesia glomerata is the source of this 690-nucleotide messenger RNA. RefSeq names its product AN1-type zinc finger protein 6-like. The record is from RefSeq and is a predicted model, not a curated record. Lineage: Eukaryota; Metazoa; Arthropoda; Insecta; Hymenoptera; Braconidae. The transcript has a single exon. Gene Ontology annotation, molecular function: DNA binding; zinc ion binding. Bases 118 to 600 code for a protein of 160 amino acids.